CCUAAUUGUUGUGAUAAACUUAUUAAAUAGAUAACCAUGUCCGUUUGGCAGCAUUAACUAGUCGUAUUGCAAUCACUCUAAGUGCAAUUUCUAACUAAAGGGAAGAAGUCAACGAUUGUACGGAGGAAUGAUGGAUGAAGACUACGAUGACCCAUAUCUGCGUGAGUCAUACAAGCACUACACUCAGGAGUUGCUGCAUGACCAGAGUAUGAGUAGCCAGCUGACCAACAAGUACUGGACUGCGAAGUCGUUCGUGAAAAAGCUGAAGAAAAAGGAAGAUCAGAGUGUAGUGGCAGCAGACUCUGAUCUUGACGCCAAACUGGAGUUCUUCCGAUCAGUUCAAGAAACCACCCAGAAGCUGGUGUUCUGCAUAGAAAGAUAUCAAGAUGCAAUCAUGGCACUGUCACAAGAAGAAAACAAACUGGGGCGAUUUCUGAAAGAGCAGUCGCAAGUAGACAAGAGUCCCGCUGGCAAGAUGAUGAGCGCGAUAGGAAAACAACUUAGCCAGACCAGCCAGCAGAGACUGUCUUGUAGAGUUCCUCUGGUCAGACUUUAUGGAGAUCUGGACACCUUCAGGAACCGUGCAAUCUCAGAUACGAAUUUGAACGUGCAAAAAAUGGAGGCCCUGAGACUAGAGUACAGGGGGACGCUUAUGAGAAUGAAAGAUGUCUCGGAGGAAUUGAACCCAGACGCAUACAGACAAUUAGAGAGAUUUCGCAAGGUGCAAGCACAAGUAAAAAUCAAUCGAGACAAAUUCGAGCGUCACAAAUAUGCAGUGUGUCAAAAGAUAGACCUUCUUGGAGCUAGUAGGUGCAAUCUGCUCUCUCAUGACUUGGAGGUGUACCAUCAGAACAUGCUAGCCUUUUGGCAGAGGACAGCCAAGGAAAUGAGUGAAAUUUGCGAGCAGUUUAAAGGACAUCAACACUACGAGUGGAGCAUGCUCAAGGAGUUAAAUGAGCCAGCCCUGAAAUUGCAUGAGCAACUGGAACAGAACAUGAAAGUGGCAAACAAAUCAGACGAAAGUCAAAGCGAUAAAACUGCACAUAGAGACGACACCAAACAAUCAGAAGACGACAAGUUGAUAUCAUGGGAUGACCAUCCUUCUGGACAGGACAGUGGUGAAAAGUAUUUCCACAGUGACACAGCGGCAGGAAACCAUACUCUGCCGUCAUCUUCUCAAAUGCAUGCUCAUAAUCAUUCAGCCGAUCAGAAUUCCUCUGGAGGAGGGGCUCUUCUCAUGCAGCAGGCGGAAGAGGACGUUGACCUCUUAUCUGACUUCGGCCACAAACAUCAACCAGUCCCAAUGCAAAACUUUGAUCCCAGUCAGCGGUUUGCUUCUCACAUGGGAAUAAAUUCUCCCACUCCGAGUAGAGAUGAAAACUUCUUUGACGACGUGGAGAACUCCGAUUUCUUCAACGAUCUCAUGAAUCCAAGUGAAUCGAACGAUAAUGUCAAUAGUGACUGGACUAAAAUGUGGGCACAGCAAGGCGCACAGAGUAGCAGUCGAAAGGAGCCCCCGAUGCAGUCUAGCAUGUUCUCAGCCUCAGAACACUUCGGUCUCUUCUCUGACGUCUCCUCGGGUCAAACCCAGCCAGGAGCCGAAUCAGGAACACAGGGAAGCAGCAAUAGCAGCUCCUUCCUCCCUUCGCAAUUAAUGGACUUAUCCAACCUAGACAAUUUCGAGUCGAUGCUAGCAGCCGCCCCACCAUUCAAUGCCCAGACGACCCAGAGUGGCAAUUCUAACCCAUUCCAACAACCAGUAUCCCAAGGUAGUAUCUUGGGAGGUAGUUCAUUCAUACCUGGAUCUUCAGACGGUGGAAUUGGAGGAGGCGUUCCUGGGAUGUCACAGGGAUCAACAGGCUUGUCAUCAAUGAACCAAUCAGCACGUCAAUCCAAGCAAAAACAAGAUAAAUCCAAAGCAAAAGCGGACAUGUCAGCUUGGUUCAACUUGUUCGCUGACCUUGACCCCCUUGGCAACCCAGAUGCUGUCGGAAAUAAAGAUCAGCAAGCAGACAAAAUCGGAAUCUAAUUGAUAUAGUUAUCUCAUUGUGUUGCUUUGUUUUAGUUAAUUUGCGGUGCUGAUUCACGAAUUUAAAGCUUGAUUAAAACUAUUAGUCGUAAAGCAUAAAAUUUCUUAAUUUCAAAUAAGUGUCAUAUAUUUGUAUGUAUUGUUUGGGGAUGUGUGUGCUUUCCAAAUUGAGUGAGAGAGCUUUCACACUAAGAACAGACAAUCUAUCGUUGUCAGGUUGGAAAAGCAAAUAGUGUAAAGUGAAGACUGGUCGAUACCUCGUACCAUUUACGUUGUAUUAGGCAGUUAUCAAAGGUCAUAUUUAUAUCUUCGAACAGCCCUGAAUGAAUAAUAAGACUGACAUCCUACCGGGUACAAAACUUUAUUUUAAGAGAUCGAUGCAAUUUGCAGCAAUGGCCAAAAUUGAUUAAAAAAAUUCUCCUGAAAAGACAACAACUGAAUAUCAUUCAUCAGCUUGAUAUGAAAAUAAAUGUCAUUGGAGCAAAAAAAACUGAAAAAGCAUCUAAUUGACAAAAAAUUACACAGUCAAUGCCCAGAGAGUCUUAGCGCGAUAUGUCGCUUCAGUUACCUCCAAAUAAACCUUGAAAAUAUUGGUAGCUACGCGUCUAUUGAAAAUCAACUGAUAGCAUGGCCAUGACAACCGCCUUUAUCGCAACAUUCCGACAUUCGGAUACAAGUUUUUUGUUUGAAAAUAUUUGAAUAUCGAUGAAAGAACAUGGAUAACUUCUUUAUCAGAAUAUCGAUACUGCUCUUUUAAUGAGGAUAAUGAACACUGGACAAAGCAAUUUUUGCGUCUACUUGAACGGUUUCUGAAAAAGUUAUAGGCUAUUUUGGGCGUUUUCGAUUAAGGU
Messenger RNA from Symsagittifera roscoffensis, 2880 nucleotides. RefSeq names its product islet cell autoantigen 1-like protein. Lineage: Eukaryota; Metazoa; Xenacoelomorpha; Acoela; Convolutidae. Gene Ontology annotation, biological process: regulation of transport. The coding region runs from base 128 to 2029 and encodes 633 amino acids. The transcript has 13 exons. Gene Ontology annotation, cellular component: Golgi apparatus. The record is from RefSeq and is a predicted model, not a curated record. Gene Ontology annotation, molecular function: protein domain specific binding.